AUGUCGGAAAAAAUUUCCAACGACGUUCGGCGCAAUGGAUUGCCGUUUCCAAAAGCGGGUGACGAGGUAGUGAUAUCCGGGAUUGCGGGGAGGUUCCCGGAGUCACGGAAUUUGACGCAGUUUAGAGAAAACCUCUUCAACAAGAUGGACCUUAUCACCGAUGACGAUCGUCGUUGGCGAUUGGAACAUCCAGAAAUUCCUCACCGAACUGGCAAGUUAAGCGAUAUUGACAGGUUUGACGCACAAUUUUUUGGCUCGCACUUCAAGGAAGCUCACACGAUGGAUCCCCAGGGUAGGAUGCUGUUGGAACACACUUACGAAGCUAUUAUUGACGCUGGAGUUAAUCCGAGGCAACUUCGUGGAACUCGGACCGGUGUUUUCGUCGGCACGUGCUACAGUGAAUCGGAUAAAAAAUGGAUCUACACAACAUCGCAGGUGAACGGACUGGGUAUAUCGGGCAACUACAAGUCCAUGGCGGCCAAUCGACUCUCUCAAUGGUUGGGAUGUACAGGACCAAGCUACGCUGUGGACACCGCGUGCAGUUCCAGUCUUUUUGCUCUAGAUCAAGCGUUUAGAGCAAUUAGAACUGGUGAAUGUGAAGCAGCCAUUGUUGCAGGGUGUAACCUCUGCCUCCGCCCAGAAAUAUCACGGCAAUUCUUCCUUCUUGGUGUACUUUCUCCUGGAGGAUACUGCAAGCCAUUCGACAAUGAUGCGUCCGGCUACUGCCGCAGUGAAGCCAUAUGUGCUGUCUACCUUCAGAAAUCGAAGGAUGCAAAGCGUAUUUACGCACAAGUCGUGCACACCAAAACUAAUUGCGAUGGUUUCAAAGAAGAGGGCAUCACCUUUCCAUCGAGUGCAAUUCAACAAAGAUUACUUGAAGAAAUUUACGCGGAGUGCGAAGUCCCACGGCCGAGCUUGGCUUUCUUAGAAGCACACGGCACCGGAACCGUAGUGGGUGACCCUGCGGAAAUCGCGGCUAUCGACAAAGUAUUCUGCACCGAUCGAACUACUCCGCUACGGAUUGGUUCAGUCAAGUCGAAUAUGGGUCAUUGCGAACCAGCAAGUGGCCUCUGCUCUAUAGCCAAGAUUGUGAUUGCGAUGGAGAGUGGAUACAUUCCGCCGAACAUAAAUUACAAUCAUCCACGUGAAGGAAUCGAAGCUUUGGAAACUGGUCGCAUCCAAGUUAUCACUGAACCAACGCCGUGGGACGGUGGUUACGUUGGUAUUAACUCUUUUGGCUUUGGAGGUGGAAACGCACACAUACUUCUGAAGUCGAAUACAAAAGAGAAGAUCAGGAAUGGCUCACCUGAUGACGACAUGCCCAGACUUGUGGUCAUAUCUGGACGAACAAUGGAAGCUGUCAACACUUUGCUAGACGACCUCGAAAGCAGACCAGCAGAUGUGGAAUACAUUGGUCUUUUACACAAUAUACACGCUGAAGAAAUUCCUGGCCAUCCAUACCGUGGAUACACGAUACUUCCUCCCCGGGGCGUAUUGUGGAAAAACGUGCGAGAUGUGCAAUAUUACUCGGGUAAAAAACUGUCGACAACGCUGAUUUGCUCUGGAUUCGGACCUCUGUUGGUUGGAAUUGGUCGAAGUCUGUUGCAAAUCCCGGUAUUUGCCAAGACUCUACAAAAGUGCGACGCUGUUCUCAAAUCUCUUGGUGUGGAUAUUUAUGAUAUUUUUAACAGCCAAGAUCCGAAGACUGUCGACAAUAUCACGAGCUCGCUUGUUGGUAACGCUGCAAUACAGAUUGGUUUAGUUGAUGUAUUGUCAGCCUUAGGAAUCGCGCCGGAUUAUAUUAUUGGGUCUUCAGUUGGAAUGUUAGGUUGUGCAUACGCCGAUGGCUGUUUGACUGCGGAACAGGCAGUUCUCGUGGCAUACUUCGAAGGAGUUGUAUUGGCAAAUAGUGGAGAAAGUUCCGAAUCUUUGGCAGAGGUUGGGUGUAAUCAUGAACGUUGGACGCAUCUGUCUAUGCCAAAUUCUGAUGUCUUUUACAUCAACAAUAUUCAGAAUUCCACAACUAACGAGCAAGAGAAGUCUAAGAAAAAUGAUUCGACGAAGCUGCAGGCGUGUGAUGAAAUUGUUGAAGAUAAGUCCUACACCAGCUUCACCAAUGUUCAUCGUCAAAAUGUCGCAGCAGUAGGUCAGAAAUUACUGACUUACUUGCGAAAAGUCAUUCCGGAUCCAAAACCGCGUAGCCACAAAUGGAUACAAAGGAGUGAGGGCGAAAACAGUUUGGAUCGCCUUUUUUCCGCUGAAUACUGCAUAGAAAACUUAUUGAACCCAAUCACAUUCGAAAAUGCAUCAUGUCUGAUACCGAAAAAUGCAAUAACUAUUGGGAUGGCAGCGCAUAAUUGGUUACCGAUGAGCGAAAUCAACAUUACUUUGACGAAAAGUGAAACUGACAACUACCUUGAAUCGUUACUUGUCGCCGUUGGAAAAAUGUUUGAACUCGGUUUAAAUGCACAGUUGAGUAAAUUGUACCCCGACGUUCAAUAUCCGGUCAGCCGUGGGACUCCCAUGAUUUCUCCUUUGGUACGUUGGGACCAUUCCGAAGACUGGUACGUCGAAAAUAAUUACCUAGUGAAACAAGAACUAGGGGAACACGCCACUGAAGAGAGAGUCGUUCGUGUAGACCUCAGUGAUGAGGACUUUGAAUUGAUGUCAGGGCAUGUAAUUGAUGGGAGAACCUUGGUACCUGCAACUGGUUACCUAACAAUUCUUUGGAAAAAAUUGGCAGAAAUGCAAGCAAAACGAAUGAUCGAAACUCCGGUGGUGUUUGAAGAUGUGCAAUUUCACCGAGCUACGACAAUUCCAAAAAAGGGUAGCGUUGACCUCGAAUUUACGAUUCACAAGGGCUCAGGUAGAUUUGAAAUCAUCGAAGGUGGUACUUCUGUCGUCACGGGGCUCGUACGUACUGUUUUAAACGCCGCUCGGGAACGCAUCAGGUCCGAGUUGUUACCCGAAAAAAAUGAAAAACUUGUCCUGACAAGUAAAGAUAUCUACAAAGAGUUGCGGCUUAGAGGAUAUCAGUAUACUGGAUUGUUUCGUGGCUUGAAAAAGGCAUCGGUUAACGGAACCAAAGGUCUUAUAGCAUGGGAGAGGAGUUGGAUGGCGUUCAUGGAUAACAUGCUGCAAAUACAAAUCCUUGGAGUUGACACUCGAGGCCUAUUGGUUCCCACGGGUAUUCGGAAGCUGGUUAUUGACCCAAAGGUGCAUGCCGAUCAGCUGAGAUUGAUGCCCGAUAACGAAAAAGUAUUCUCAGUAGAGGUUCACAAAGACAUGGAUGUUAUCAUCGCGGGAGGGGUAGAACUACGUGGACUGAAGGCUAAUGCCAUUUCCAGAAAAAAAACGCAUGGAGAGCCCGUUCUUGAGACUUAUGCAUUUGUAGCGCAUUGCGAUAAAGCAGACACGGAACUGCAAGUAGUUACUAGCAUUGCUACACAGAUAGCGAUUGAGAAUCAUUCCAAUUUCAAAAUAAAAACCAUAGAAUUACUCCAUAAUGCAGACAAUUUGCCAUCUGGAAAUUUGAUAUCUCCUCUGAUACAAAAGGUUUUAAAUGACUUACCAUUAUUGCAAGCGAACAUAAAUAUCAUUGCCCCACUCGACCAAAUUGCAGUUGAUGAAAUACCCGCAGGUAUUACAGUCUCCGAACCGAAGAAAUUGUCUACCGAAUCGGACGCCCUGCUAGUUAUCACCCAUAAACUAAUGCACAGUAAGAAUGCCAGUGUGUUGAAACAGGUCCAAGCAGCCACGAAAGACACGGGUUUCAUACUUGCCAGAGAGCCACUGAAUGCGGAUAUUGAUGGUGUUCGAAGUUAUGUGGGUGAAAACUUCGAUAUCAUUCUUGAAAAAUCUACAUCCAAAGAAUUCAUGCUUUUGCUUCGUAAAAAACAAAAACUGUCCCCGUUUACUACCAUUAUAAAAAUCGAUAACGAUGAAUUAGCUUGGAUAAGCAGUCUGCAAGCUGCUCUAAAAACGGAAAAGGAAAAAGUUAUUCGUAACAGAAAUCGAGUACUUCUUGUAAGCGAAGGAGAUUACGAAAGUGGACUCAUGGGAUUGCUGAACUGUCUGCGCAGAGAACCAGGUGGUGAAAUUGUACGAGGACUUCUGAUUCAAGAUUCGCAAGCUCCAAGGUUCUCUCUAAACGAUCCAUUCUACUCGCAGCAAUUAAAUCUAGAUCUGGCGGUCAAUGUUCUACGUCCAGGAAAAUUGUGGGGAUCCUACCGGUUUUUCCCGAUGAAACCAUUGGUACCUAAACCAGUAUGCCAUGCUCAGAUAAAUCAGCAAACGCGUGGUGAUUUAAGCACACUCAAGUGGGUAAAAGGUAUGAUUCAGCCUGACGGACAGCAGAAAGAUACGAUCAAGAUACAUUAUUCGUCGAUCAACUUCCGCGACAUUAUGCUGGCUACCGGAAAAUUAGCUAUCGAAGUGACCGUAAAAACGAGACAAGCAGAAGAAAACGCAGGUGGAUUGGAAUUCUCCGGACGAGAUUCAAACGGUCACGCAGUUAUGGGAAUGAUCGCGACUGGGGCCAUGUCAAAUUUAUGUGUCUGUGACAGGGAUCUUCUUUGGUCGGUACCGGACAGCUGGACCUUAGAAGACGCAGCUACGGUUCCUGUCGUUUACGGAACGGCCUGUUAUGCGCUGAUGUUGAGUGGCAAAAUGAAGGAAGGAGACAAAGUGUUGAUACACGCCGGAAGCGGUGGGGUUGGACAGGCAGCGAUAACUUUAGCGCUUCACGAAGGAUGCGAAGUUUUCACAACCGUAGGGACACCACAAAAACGAGAGUUCAUCAAAAAACAAUUUCCACAAAUCGAUGACGAUCAUAUUGGAAAUUCGCGAGAUACGAGUUUUGAGCAAAUGAUUCUGCGUAAAACUCGUGGACGAGGCGUGGAUAUCGUGUUGAAUUCCUUAGCCGAAGAAAAGUUACAAGCAUCUGUUCGUUGUUUAGCAACGGGUGGGAGAUUUCUAGAAAUCGGUAAAUUUGAUCUUGCGGCAAACAAUCCUCUGGGGAUGGAACAGUUUCUGAAAGGCAUCAGUUUUCAUGGAAUCCUCUUGGACAACUUGUUCGACGCUCCCUCGGACUUGAAAAUUAAACUGAACGCAAUGCUCACUGAAGGAAUGAAGACUGGUGCAGUUAAGCCCCUUGUCCGUACCGUGUUUCCAAUGGAUCAAGUCGAAGCUGCAUUUCGAUACAUGGCAGCUGGAAAGCACGUGGGAAAGGUGAUCGUUAAAACCGGUAACGAUGAUGAAAUUCGCCUUCCUCUUGCACUGCCUCGUUACUACUGUUCAGAAGAGGGCAGUUAUCUGAUUCUUGGCGGCCUUGGUGGCUUUGGUCUUGAGCUAGCUGAUUGGCUCGUGCUCCGCGGAGCCAAAAAAUUAGUUUUCACCUCGCGAACAGGCGUAAGAACUGGGUAUCAACGUAUGCGCAUUGACGUUUGGAAAGGCUAUGGAGUCGAAAUUGUCAUAGUAGCAGGGGUGGAUGCCUCAUCGGAUAAGGGCUGCGAGACCAUUUUGAAGAAGGCGGCAAUGCUUGGACCAGUUUAUGCCAUUUUCAACCUGGCUGUAGUAUUGAAGGACGCCCUCUACGAAGAUCAGACCGAACAAUCAUUCGAAGAAUCGUUCAGAGUCAAGGCUCGGGCUACAAAGCAGUUGGAUAAAUUAUCAAGAAUAUUGUGCCCGCAACUCAGGCAUUUCGUGGUGUUUUCGUCGGUAUCUUGUGGAAGAGGUAACCCGGGACAAACGAACUACGGGAUGGCUAACUCUAUCAUGGAAAGAAUAUGCGAAAACCGAGUAGCAGAGAAGUUGCCCGGCUUGGCUAUACAAUGGGGAGCCGUCGGUGAUGUCGGACUCGUUGCUGAAAUGCAGGAAGAUAACAAGGAAGUUAUUAUCGGCGGUACCCUGCAACAACGAAUAUUGUCUUGUCUGCAAAAACUCGACGCUUUUUUGAAUCAAGAGUCACCAGUAGUGUCGAGUAUGGUAGUUGCUGAGAAAAAGUCCGGAGGCGCUGGGGCAGACAUUCUUACCACAGUCGUAGACAUCAUGGGACUCAAAGACCUUAAAGCGAUAAGUCUGCAAACGCCGUUGUCAGAACUUGGCAUGGAUUCAAUGAUGGCAGUUGAAAUCAAACAGACGUUAGAACGUGAAUUUGAAGUAUUUCUAACAGCAUCGGACAUUCGUAGUCUCAAUUUUUCGAAGUUGCAGGAAAUGUCAGUGAAACAGGCCGAAGGAAACGAAAAUGAGAAAGAGCUGGAACCUAAUAUCCCUGAAAACUUGGCGGGUGUAAAACUGCUUUUAAGAGUUCUGGGAACAAAUGAUCAACGCGACGAUAACGUUUGCGUCCCUCUAUCGACAUGCGCAAAAAAUGAAAGACGAGAAGUAUUCAUAGUACCAGGAAUCGAAGGAACACACUCUGUAUUCCAGUCUUUGACCGGUAAAUUGAAAUCACAAACAACAUGUUUGCAGCUUGGUAUAGCUUCUGCGAAUGCCAAGUCAAUUGAGGACUUGGCGGACUAUCUGAUCCCACAUGUCGAAGCCAGAUAUGAAGGAUGUCGUGACUUCGUGAUCGCUGGGUAUUCCUUUGGAUCUUUGGUCGCCAUUGAGCUUGCGAGACGCUUGGAGUCCAAAGGUUUCAGCGGUCGACUAGUGUUGAUCGAUGGUUCACCUGAUCACAUGAAGGCUCUCUGCUCUAGACACCUCAUUGUUGAUGACGAGGCUCGCUUGCAAACUUUGUGGUUACUGGAGUUCAUGGAUACGGUUGAUCCAUCGAAGAAAGCAGAGCUGGACAGAGAGUUGAAAAAGUGUUCCACCUGGGACGAAAAGUUGACAGCGUUCACCAAUAACUUACCUGCCGAUAGAAAUUUGAAUUUCACUGUCGAAGACCAAAAAGCCAUCUGUACAUCAUAUUACAAUCGCAUCAAAGCGAUCCUGAAUUAUAAAUUCUCAGCACCAUCACGCCUGAACACACCAAUAACCUUAAUAAAACCAACAAUUCAAUCCGUACGUGAAAUAUCAGGAGACUACGGUCUGGGGCUGAUCACUUGCCAGAAAGUCGAAAUUCGUCACGCCGUCGGCAACCAUGUUUCGAUGUUGGACGAUGACAUUUGUGCAGCAGCCAUAGAUGGAAAAUUUUUCGAAGAUAUCGAAAUAUGCGAGCCAAAUCAAAGAUUGUCUUAAAAUCGGGAACUCUGCAUGCACGCAUAUAUUCUCAAACAGACAGAAGACCGGUUAUACACGGAUUAGUCCCAAAAGUUCGUUCGUACAAGCGACAGUCGUACAAGUUCGUUUCUCAAAAUUCGUUUCAGAUGGUUUUUUCCGACUAGCAGCAGUCCGACAAGUUCGUAAGAACGAGUAUAGAUUCUACACGAAUCAGUUCUACAGGUCAAAUUUUCAACGAAAUAUGUUCCGCAGACUCGUUUCUACGAGAAAAUUUUUCCACACAACAUUUUAUGCAGCAUGAAAUAUGGAAUUUACUUCAGAGAUAAUCCUGCAGGAAUCAUCCUACAGGAGAAUUCUUACGCAGAAUAUUUGUGCACAGAAAUUUUUCUACAAAACAUUUUUUUUUCUUUUCACACAUUUGUCACAACAUCCCUUUGGCACAACACACAUUCAACACGAACAAUUCCAUAUCUGAAGAUUAUAUUGCGGAGAAAAAUAUUUCUGUAGCGUGACGAUAUAUCCUACUGAAAAUAAGAAGAUCAGUCUCAAUGUGUGCCGAUAAAAUUACAUGAAGUCUGUAACGAAGAACCCUGAUUUGGUAAUUAAUUAAUCACAAAGUGACGACGAGACUUCAAAAACGCACCAUGGAAAAUCGUAAUAUUAUAUCUAUGUA
Messenger RNA from Diprion similis, 7837 nucleotides. Its product is annotated as fatty acid synthase-like. Gene Ontology annotation, biological process: fatty acid biosynthetic process. The record is from RefSeq and is a predicted model, not a curated record. Lineage: Eukaryota; Metazoa; Arthropoda; Insecta; Hymenoptera; Diprionidae. The transcript has 16 exons. Bases 1 to 7182 code for a protein of 2393 amino acids. Gene Ontology annotation, molecular function: phosphopantetheine binding; fatty acid synthase activity; 3-oxoacyl-[acyl-carrier-protein] synthase activity.